GCUCACGCGGCGCAGGCAUUCGCGAACAGGUGGAUAACCUGGUAGCCGCUCGAAUACUGUAAUGAAGUGACUGACAGUCGAUCAUCGAGUCGUGGUGCACUGUCUUCCGAAGUUCGACAGGAAUCCACUCUCGCUCACGAAUCCACUGCCGUUGACCGGUUCGUGCAUCGGCGAAUACGGAAAGAACGGAUCCUGUCGGAUCGUGGGUGAUCUCAGCGAGGAUAAGAUAGUGUUCUUAUCUUCCGUUCGAGUUCGCUAUCGAAGUGUUCGAGUGAGAGCUGCGGCCAGUGAGCGGGAAAGUGAGCGAGCAGGCGAAUAGGAUCACGGAGAGGAAUCGAAAGGGUGAGCUGCGAGGCGGUCAUCUCGAGUCUCCUCCACAAAGAACGGGAUAGCCACCGAUGUCAACGCUUCGCUGACAAUCUAAGACAAUCAUGGGCCAACGGGUUUCCCGAAACGACUUCGAAUGGACUUACACAGACGAGCCGCACGCGACCCGGCGAAAGGAAAUCCUCAAGAAGUACCCUGAGAUCAAAAAAUUGAUGCAUCACGAUGCCCGUUUCAAAUGGAUAGUUUCCGGCCUCGUACUCAUCCAAGUGUUGAUGUGUGUUCUGCUGGCGAAUGCGAGCUGGCAGACAUGCCUCCUGCUCGGCUAUCUGUUCGGAGGAGUCAUAAACCAUGCGCUAAUGUUGGCAGUCCACGAGACAGCUCAUAAUCAGGCCUUCGGACAGACAUCAGCGUUGCCCAAUCGAUUGUUCGGGAUGUUCGCCAACCUACCAAUCGGUAUUCCAAUGUCGAUUUCGUUCCGGAAAUAUCAUUUAGAACAUCACAGGUACCAGGGAGACGAACGGCUCGACACCGACAUCCCCACGGAGAUCGAGGCGAGACUUUUCAACCGGACCUUCAGCAAAGCGAUCUGGAUUUGCUUCCAGAGCUGUUUCUAUGCGAUUCGACCUCUCGUAGUGUAUCCGAAGUCGCCCUCGUAUUUGGAGUACAUCAACCUCUGUGUUCAGCUCGUGUUCGAUUUGCUCAUAUUCCAUUUCUGUGGUGGGAAGGUCCUCUUCAUCUACAUUAUCUUGGGCUCGCUGUUGGCCAUGGGACCCCAUCCCGUCGCCGGGCAUUUCAUUUCCGAGCAUUACAUGUUCCUCAAAGGACACGAGACCUACUCCUACUAUGGGCCAUUGAACUACGUGACGUUCAAUGUCGGCUAUCACAUGGAGCACCACGAUUUUCCCAGCGUUCCGUUCAGCCGGCUGCCCGAAGUGAGGCGUAUCGCUCCCGAAUAUUACGAUACUCUGCCGCACCACAUGUCCUGGACGAAAGUCAUCUGGGAUUUCAUCACAGAUCCGGAAAUCGGACCGUACGCGAGAGUCAAGAGGAGGCAUCUGAAGAAACAGGACAAGAACUGCAACGGAGACGCGUGUUUGAACGAACAGCUGGUGUAUGCAUCCAAGAUAACUAGUUGAGACUGGAUAUGCGCGGACGUCAAGACACCUCCUUGUGCGUCCUCUGUACCCUUUCAGAGAGAAUCUCUCAUUUCGCGAGGGAAAAUGAUGUAGGGAUGACAUCGCAGAAAUGACGAAAUGUACUCGAUAGUAGAGAAGAUGAAUUAUGCUUGUGAUAGGCUCAGCGUGCUCCUCGGCGCCUCCCACAUUGCCGAAUCCUCGAGGGGG
Messenger RNA from Galendromus occidentalis (western predatory mite), 1670 nucleotides. RefSeq names its product delta4-sphingolipid-FADS-like protein ifc (gene ifc). Gene Ontology annotation, cellular component: membrane. The record is from RefSeq and is a predicted model, not a curated record. Lineage: Eukaryota; Metazoa; Arthropoda; Arachnida; Mesostigmata; Phytoseiidae. Gene Ontology annotation, biological process: ceramide biosynthetic process. Bases 432 to 1463 code for a protein of 343 amino acids. Gene Ontology annotation, molecular function: sphingolipid delta-4 desaturase activity. The transcript has 3 exons.